This is a messenger RNA of Rhinopithecus roxellana (golden snub-nosed monkey), 3919 nucleotides long. RefSeq names its product differentially expressed in FDCP 8 homolog (gene DEF8). Lineage: Eukaryota; Metazoa; Chordata; Mammalia; Primates; Cercopithecidae. The record is from RefSeq and is a predicted model, not a curated record. The coding region runs from base 53 to 1762 and encodes 569 amino acids. The transcript has 13 exons.
GGGGCGCGGGCCGGGCGGACUCCGGGGCUCGCAGACGCGGGGCCCGCGUGCCAUGAACCUCCGCGCCGGAGGCGGCAGCAGCGGGCGCCGGGCGGAUCAGCGCAGCGAGGCGGCCGAGCGGAUCCAGCGCAGCCGGGAGGCCGGGCAGAUGCGGGGCGGCGCGGCGGCGGUCAGCAGGUGGCGAACCCACGGCCAGGCUUCCGUGGCAAGCAGCCCUAGAGGAAUGACCGUCCUGUCCCUGAGAGCCCCUGGGCCCUGGCAGGCGAUCCAGGUAUGGGCAGACAGGGUGCUGUUGACUCCGCACACCGCGGUGACUUCUCAGGUUCUGGGGGUGGCAGCUGCAGUGAUGACACCACUUCCUGGUGGUCACACCGCGGGCAGGACGCGGGAGGCCAGGUGGGAUGCUAUGGAAUAUGAUGAGAAGCUGGCCCGGUUCCGGCAGGCGCACCUCAACCCCUUCAACAAGCAGUCUGGGCCAAGACAGCAUGAGCAGGGCCCUGGGGAGGAGGCCCCGGACAUCACUGCUGAAGAGGCCCUGCCUGAGCUGCCCCCUGGGGAGCCAGAGUUCCGCUGCCCUGAACGCGUGAUGGAUCUCGGCCUGUCUGAGGACCACUUCUCCCGCCCUGUGGGUCUGUUCCUGGCCUCUGACGUCCAGCAGCUGCGGCAGGCGAUCGAGGAGUGCAAGCAGGUGAUUCUGGAGCUGCCCGAGCAGUCCGAGAAGCAGAAGGAUGCCGUGGUGCGUCUCAUCCACCUCCGGCUGAAGCUCCAGGAGCUGAAGGACCCCAAUGAGGAUGAGCCAAACAUCCGAGUGCUCCUUGAGCACCGCUUCUACAAGGAGAAGAGCAAGAGUGUCAAGCAGACCUGUGACAAGUGUAACACCAUCAUCUGGGGGCUCAUCCAGACCUGGUACACCUGCACAGGGUGUUAUUACCGCUGUCACAGCAAGUGCUUGAACCUCAUCUCCAAACCCUGUGUGAGCUCCAAAGUCAGCCACCAAGCGGAAUACGAACUGAACAUCUGUCCUGAGACAGGGCUGGACAGCCAGGAUUACCGCUGUGCCGAGUGCCGGGCACCCAUCUCUCUGCGGGGUGUGCCCAGUGAGGCCAGGCAGUGUGACUACACCGGCCAGUACUACUGCAGCCACUGCCACUGGAACGACCUGGCUGUCAUCCCUGCACGCGUGGUGCACAACUGGGACUUUGAGCCUCGAAAGGUAUCUCGCUGCAGCAUGCGCUACCUGGCGCUGAUGGUGUCUCGGCCCGUGCUCAGGCUCCGGGAGAUCAACCCUCUGCUGUUCAACUACGUGGAGGAGCUGGUGGAGAUUCGCAAGCUGCGCCAGGACAUCCUGCUCAUGAAGCCAUACUUCAUCACAUGCAGGGAGGCCAUGGAGGCUCGUCUGUUGCUGCAGCUCCAGGAUCGGCAGCAUUUUGUGGAGAACGACGAGAUGUACUCUGUCCAGGACCUCCUGGACGUGCAUGCUGGCCGUCUGGGCUGCUCGCUCACUGAGAUCCACACGCUCUUCGCCAAGCACAUCAAGCUGGACUGCGAGCGGUGCCAGGCCAAGGGCUUCGUGUGUGAGCUCUGCAGAGAGGGCGAUGUGCUGUUCCCGUUCGACAGCCACACGUCUGUGUGCACUGACUGCUCUGCCGUCUUCCACAGGGACUGCUACUACGACAACUCCACCACGUGCCCCAAGUGUGCCCGGCUCAGCCUGAGAAAGCAGUCGCUCUUCCAGGAGCCAGGUCCCGACGUGGAGGCCUAGCACUGAGGAAGAGUGCUGGGCACCCUGCCUGGCCCGCUGGGACCCACCCUGCCAACGUCAAGUUGUUCGUCCUGCUCUGGAGACCCCUGGGGUGUGGCCCCUGGACCCCUCCACCCCUGCUGGGUGGGCAGUGUCGAGGACCGAGGGGGUGGGUAGUGUCAGGGACCGUUGUCUCCCAGGUGCUUGCUGGGACUCGGGGCGGCCGCACCUGGGUGUGCUGCUGUGAGGGGUCCUUGCGUGGCCCCCAUCCUUCCCCCAAUGGGCAGGGAGUUGGGGGGACAUCUCACCUCCCCCAUGGCACAGAACCUUCCACACCCCUGAACCAGGGCAUCUGGGCCCUAGAGAUUCCACAGCUCCCGUCCUGGCCACCCUGGAAACUCAUCAGGCCAAGACCCCAAGAGAGCUGCAGAGGAGUGUUGAGUAACACCUGAGGCUGUGGCUGCACACACCGAGGAGUGUUGCGUAACACUUGAGGCUGUGGCUGCACACACAGAGGAGUGUUGAGUAACACCUGAGGCUGUGGCUGCACACACCCCACCAAGGGCUGGGUCUCACCUGCGGUGGGGUUUCGGCUCUGCCUGGAGGCUCUAUCCCUUUCAGCCACUCGUCGCCUUGGGGACUUCUGGUUGUCCCCAGCUGAGGCUGUUCACAGUUGUCACCUGUAGACCUGCCUCUACCCUGGCCUGAGAUUCAAAGGCCUCAUUGGGUGGUCAGUUCAGUGGGGUUACCUGUUGUUUCUGUACAGCAGCAGGGAAGGAGGCCAUGGAGCUUUUCCCUGCUGGGCACUCCUGCCUUGGCCCAGCUCCUUUCCUGGUGCUCCAAGCUAGGAGGCCGUGGCCCCAGCCUGAGGAGGGUGUCCUGGCCUCCAGGUGUGGAGCAGGGACUGUGUACUGUGGGAGGUUUCAGUUAGGCGAUGGGAUCCUACAGGGGUCUGAUGGCAUUUCUUGGAACCAGAUUUGCCUGAGGAACUCUGUCCUGCUGCCUGUGGAGGGCUCUAGAUAGCUCGGAAAUGACCAGCCAGUGGCCUUUUGUUUGGGGGCCUGAGGUCAAGAGCUGAGAGUAUUUGCUCGACAGCCCAUUCAGGAAGAUCAGGGCAGGGGCGUGUGGGAGGUCCCUCACUCCACAGGACAGAGGCCCCUGGACAGCAGAGGAAAACUACAGCUCUGGGUGAGGGGACACUUGGCUUUGGUGUUUGCACUUUACAGAUCCUGCGGUCCACGAGGGGCCUCAGGAGAGGACAUGUCAGGACAUGGCUUCCCAGCCUUUUACCUUGGGAAGUGGGGGUGCUCCUGUCCUUUUCCCCCACACCCUGGACUGCACUUGGCUGUUGGUGCACAUGGUUGGCACACAUGGUGGGCAGAGAAUGUCACUGCUUGGAUAUUUGUCCCCUUUGACCAGGAAGCCCAAGAGGAGACACCUCAGCCAGCAGAAAGGCCACCCAGCUCACUGGCUCAUUCCAGGAGCGGGAGAGGUGGCAGGGUCUCCUCUUUGCCCUCCGUCAUCAGGAAGGGGAUGGUGUCCUCUUCCGACUGUGGUGGCUUUAGGCAAGGUUCUUACUGUCUGCUCUGCCUCGGUUUCCCCAUCUGGAAAAUGGGGGCAGGGGUACUGACCUACCUCAGGUGGCAAGGUGAGCAGGGAACAUGUUGGAGUCCUUUAGAGAGUGUGAUGUGAGGUUGGAUCAACAGUGUGGGUUCCUGUCCUGCUUCCCCUUCCUCUUUGGGGCUGAGGAGGGGGUUAAAGGCCAAAUGCUGUUUCCCAACACCCCGAAGUCUGCACACGUCUCAUGAAUGCAUCACAUAUGGAUAUUAGCCAUUCCGAAAUCUGUGUAAUCAACUUCACAUUAUUCAAGUUACAAAUCACUGUGUCCAUAGAAAAACUAUGCUGGCAUUUGCUGGACAAAGGGUUGGCCCCUUUUAUUUUUACCUGCCACCCAGCAUCUUCCCCACCUGCCCCUUCUGGGUGACACAGUCUGUAAACAGAAUCAUGUAUAGGUCUUUGUCUGAGUCUGUAGCACAGCAGGAAAAGCCCAGCAAGGACCCAGUUUGCACCGCCAGCACCCACACCAUGGGUGGUCCCACAGCACGGGACCAAGCUGGCCUGAGGGAUGCCCAGUUGUAACAAUGCUGCUGUCACUGUCUCAUUAAAUAUAUGUCCUUU